ACAGACACAGACUCUGUAGGACACAGACCAUACUUUUCUGUACUACAGAGAACAGACUUGCAACAGAGUACUGUGGAAAAUCCCUGAGAGACCAGUCGCAACUUGCAACAACGUUAAAACGUUGAACAUUUGUAGAGUGUGGGUAAUCGUGUUACGUGGUGUAUCGAAAGAAAACUGAGCGCAGUACAUUUUUAGGCUAAGUGGUUAACAAAUUAUUAAUCAUAGCCUCACCGCCAAGGUAAAAAUCGUUGAAGACAACACACGAACAAAGAGGCAGUGUUGGGGUUAGCUCGUGUUAUUGAAGGACGAUUCGAGAGCAUCGUGCAAUAAUCGUGAAGUCGUGAAGAAGAGCCCCGAGCCCCGAGGGGCCGGAGUUUGAUGUGUGUGUGUCAAAGCACACGAAGCGCGAUGCUCGUGCUUAUUCUGAGCGCUUCGUCCGGUUUCACGACUUUCGAAAGUUCUGAGCGCCAGCGAAAAAGACUUGUUCCUCGGCGCUGAAACUCCACGAACCCGAGAACAUCACCAAGGUCAAUACACUGCUUUAACUUUCUGAAAAACACGCAAUCAAAAUGAAGAUCGAUAGGAGUAAUCUGAAAAAGUGCAUGUUUGAAGUGCCACCAGAGUGCCAAGCCUUGAUAAGCAAACUGCGCUCUUGCUCACACUCUGAAUUGCUAGAAGAGUUAAAGAAAAUAGAUGCUUGGACUUUUGGAAAAUGCGAGUUGUUACAUUGGAUCGAUGUUUUAGAUCUCACUGAUAGUGUUCUAGAAGAGGCAGCUACCAAGAGUCCAGAUAAUCCCUGGGAACUAGCCUGUGAUCUUCCUCAAAACAGAGAAGCAAAAGAAUUGUUACUAUGGGUUCUUCAUUUUACUACAUUGCUAAUAGAGCACUCUUUUUCACGACACUUGUAUAAUAGUAUGGAACAUCUCGUCACUUUGCUGUCCAGUUGUGACAUGCAUGUGGUCCUUGGGGUUCUGAAACUUCUGUACAUGUUUAGUAAACGAAGUAAUUUUAUCUCAAGAUUAAGUAGCGAUAAAAGACAAGCUGUACUUAGUCGGCUGAAUCAUUUAGCAGAGAGUUGGGGUGGCAAAGAAAACGGUUUUGGCCUAGCAGACUGUUGUGCGGAACACCCGGAAAAGCCUUUCCCCGUGAGUGCGACAACGUUACACUUUGAAUUUUAUGCUGAAAGUCCUUCAGCUUCAGAUACGUCCAGUGGUACCACUGGUAGUGGUAGCGCCAAAAAGACUGCUCAGACAAAUCUUUUAACAUAUAUACACAUCGAAAAUAUAGAUAAACUCGGCAAAACCCCUGCGCACAUAAUGAAUGACUUGUUGAAAGUUUAUAAUGUACCUCAGGACCGACAGGUGGCUCUUUUCACACACAUUAGAUUAGCUCACAGCUUUUCAGACUAUCGUCGGCGCUUGCAAUGCAUCCAAACUAGGCUGCAAGCUCUCUCUGUCCUUGUACACAGCAAUGCUCUCCAAGACGCGCAUAGUUUCAUCCACGCUGGACUCCUCGAAGAACUGGUAGAACUCCUUGAACUUCCUCAUUCGCAUCUUGUUGAGCUACGAGCGGCAGCACUGCGAACACUCACGAGUAUAAUUCAUAUGGAUCGUAACCCGCACCAACCCAAAAAAGCUGGUUCUCGAUUGAAAGUGAUAAUCGAUGUCACGGGUGCUAGUUCAUAUCACGGUUUCCUUCCAGUCCUCGUGCGAUCAUGUAUAACGUCGUUAACGUCACCACAGUCUGACGGGCAACCCUUUCCACUACAGCUCGCUACAGCGCUUUUUAGUUUUCUUUAUCACCUCGCUAACUACGAAGCCGGUGGCGAAGCGCUCGUCAGCUGUGGUAUGAUGGAAAGUCUCUUGAAGGUGUUCAACUGGCCUAAUAAAGAGUUGGAACACAUAACUUUCGUCACUAGAGCUGUAAGGGUUAUAGAUUUAAUAACAAACAUUGACAUGCAAGGAUUCCAAGCUCACAGCGGUUUGGCGAGUUUCAUCAAACGACUCGAUAUGGAAGUUAACGUUUGUCGUAAAGAACAGCCUUUUGAAAUCGAGCCGGAAAUCGAUGUGCCAGAGGCUCAGCAACAAGAAGCAUCAGUUGCAGAGGAGUCAGCAAAUUCGAGCUCCAAUGCGUCGCAACGUACGAACGAAACCGGGGAUGAUCGCGAGGAGUCCCCUAAUCAAAUGGAAUUGUCCGAAGACGAAAAUACCACGACUAGUUCCAAGACCAAAACCAAGCAAACUGUCCAGACUUAUUGUCCCGCAAAAAAUGGAAAAAUGUGUCUACCCCAACGAGCUGCACUGCUCAAGUCGAUGCUCAAUUUUCUAAAAAAAACCAUUCAAGAUCCUAUGUUCUCAGAUAGUAUACGACAUGUUAUGGAAGGAACACUGCCAUGCUCUUUGAAGCACAUAAUCAGCAAUUCUGAGUAUUACGGGCCAUCUUUGUUUUUGCUCGCCACCGACGUCGUUACAGUUUAUGUAUUUCAAGAACCAUCUCUUUUGUCAACUCUUCAAGACAAUGGAUUGACUGAUGUUGUAUUACACGCUCUGUUAAAUAAGGAUGUACCAGCAACACGGGAAGUCCUCGGUUCACUGCCCAAUGUGUUCAGUGCACUGUGCCUGAAUCAGCGCGGUCUUGCGUCGUUUAUGAGACGUCAGCCCUUUGAGCGAAUUUUCAAAGUUCUUUUGUCACCCGUCUACUUAUCGGCUAUGCGUCGACGUCGCGGAGCCGAUCCACUCGGAGAUACCGCCACGAAUUUUGGUAAUUCCAUGGACGAGUUGAUGCGCCACCAACCGAGUCUCAAGACAGAUGCAAUGGCCGCGAUUGUGAAGCUUCUCCAGGAGCUCUGCGUUCUAGGAUGUGAUCCGCGAUACGUGUGUUGGCAAGCGACUAAUCAAACAAAAAGCUCUCUUUCGCAUAACAAUUUGACGAGCCGACAAUCAAGUGGUCAGUCGGUUGGUGUGGGUGUGGGUGAUGCUAGUGGCAGUGCCAGUGCUGGUGGUGGUAGUAGCAGUGACGAGGAGGAUGAAGACGAAGAAGAGGCAAGCACAAGCUCGCAUCCACAAAGGGAGGAUCAACUCUCUCCUUCGCCCUCUCCUGCCCAGUCUGGACCCCCACCUCAGCCCCGCGAAAAAACACCAAUCGCCCUCCUUGACUACAUAUACAACGUGAUGAAGCUUGUUGAUGCAAUUCUCAGUAACAACUCGACCGAUGACCAUUGUCGGGAAUUCGUUGCGCAAAAAGGCUUAGUCCCAUUGCUCUCCAUACUCGGGUUGCCAAACUUGCCUGUGGAUUACCCAGUAACUCAGGCUGCUCAGCCCGUUGCCUCUGUUUGCAAGAGCAUUCUCAACUUGGCACAUGAACCUUUGGUCCUAAAGACUGGAUUGCAGCAACUCAACGACGUCCUCGAGUUACUUAAACCUUUAAAUCACCACAUGCUACCACCAUGUAGCUCAGCGCUGGUGCAAGAGUUGGCUAACGCACCUAGUAUCGAUACGGCUUUUGUCAGUGAUAAGGCAACUCCAUUGCUGCACGCCAUGAACGCAACCCACGGUUACGUUGUUAUGUUUGUUCAUGUAUGUCGUACUAGUCAAUCAGAGAUUCGCAAUUUGUCGAUGAACCAUUGGGGAUCAGAGCUCGGUCUCACGGUUCUCAAGGGACUGUCGGAACUUUACAUGUCUCUUGUCUGGGAAAGUACGGUAUUAAUGGCACUAUGCAACGACAACAGCAUCCCAACAGGUGGCGAUUUCGGCAAAGAAGAUCUGGAAAAAUUAGUACCACCGGAAAUUAAACAAAAUGAAAAUGAUGCGUCUACUUGGCCGGCAUCGACAACGGCAACGGACUUGAGCAGUAACGGCAUGACCACCGCUAUGGAAGCUUUGAGCACAGAUCCUCCACCAGUCUCAAUGGAAGUGGACGAAAACAAAGCAAGCACGAGUACUGGUACAGUGACUGGAUCUGUACGUACAUCUAUCAACGUUCACCAGCCAAAGUACAUCAGACCGUUGCUAGCAGCUGCAUCACGACUUGGUCGUGCUUUAGCUGAACUAUUCGGACUGUUUGUAAAGCUUUGCAUGGGAUCGGCUGCAAAGCAGAGGCGCGGUCAACAAUUGCCUCCUGUGCCUACUCCGCCUUCACAGGCUGCUCAAAGUGUAGCUACAGCUUUAAAUUGUCUGCUCAUGCGAGGCUUAUUGUACGAUAAGCUACCACCAUCGCCGGUGCCCAAGUUUAAGUUAACCUUCCUAAUAUGCUCGGUUGGUUUCACCUCGCCCAUGCUCUUUGAUGAAAAGCGAUAUCCCUAUCAUCUUAUGCUCCAAAAAUUCGUCAAACUAGGAGGACAAAAUGCCUUUUUUUCAACUUUUGAGUGGGCUCUUACUGGUGGAGGUCAAUUUGAUGUAAACGAAGGUCUUGAGCAUCCAAACUUACCAGACCGAACGGGAGAGUUUCUAGACGUUUGGUUAAUGCUCUUAGAGAAAAUGGUCAACCCCAAAGCUAUUCUGGAUUCUCCCCAUGUAGUUUCCACAAAGUGCACGGGCAUUUAUAAAGCAUACGAAUCAUUUGACCCUGUAAAGUACCUCAUUGACAUUCAGAAGCGAGCUUUCAAGGCUGUUAUGCUUAUGUGGGGCAAGAAACCGCUGAAAAAUUAUGGACCGCGAAUGACCGAGUCGAUUCUUUCAAUUUUAAGAUUUAUUUUGCAAGGGGAAAAAAUUAUUAAAGAACGAACGGAAAAACAAGAGUCUACUGACACAACAACUGCAAGUAGUGGUGGAACCGCUGCUGCUGUUGCUACUACUGCUGCUCCAUCUAGCCGCCCUGGACCAGCUGAGCGUGAACCAGAUGCUGAUGUCAACGCAGAACAAUUGAGACAGCUCAUGGAUAUGGGAUUUAGCAGAAAUCAUUGUAUCGAAGCUUUACUGCACACUCUUAGUGUUGAACAAGCUACCGAUUACCUCCUCACGAAUCCAGCUACUUCUAGAAGAGCGGAUGUAUCCGGAGUUGACAUCAAUGGCCAAGGUAUAAUGGAUCUAGAAAUGGGUGAUGAGGACCAAGUGAUGCAAGCAAUUGCUAUGUCACUCGAUGAAUCGACCCCACAAAAACCAGAGACUCUCAGUACCGAAGAACAGAUUCGCGAAACGAGCAUGAUCAUCGAUGAGUUCACAAAAACUGCUCUCACCCAGUGUCUCAAUUUACUGGAUCAGAUGCCUGAUACAGUUUACCGGAUACGUGAUUUGUUGGUAACCAUCGCGAAACGCAACGGCACGGAAUGGCGCGACAAAAUACUGAAACAAUUGAUAAUGGAAAUCGGUGAUCUCGUUGACCAUUUGCAUACAAUUUCUGUAUCGCAAGAUGAAAACGCAGGCACCCGGCUAGUGGAGUGUGAGGAAGCCAACAAGGUUGCGGGUCGCAUUUAUCUUUACACCCUUUUCUUUGAAGGCAACUUCCAGGAAAUGCGCGAACCCUGCGCUUUCAUAGUCGAACAGUGCGGUUUGCUCAACAAACUUGUCAAUCUACUCGUGGCAAGUGAGGCGCCGCUCACGGCUAUUAAAAGCAAGAGCUCAAACGAUACAACCGUUAAAGACGCGACAGCUAAAGAUGUUGCACCACAGUUAUCGAAAACACCCAAGUGGCUUGCUCCACUUUUGCUGCUCAUCGAUCGAUUGGAAAAGGUUGCAAUAUUAACGCAACGUAAAUUACUCAUGCACAGAGUUACAAAUGGCACAUGGAAAUGGUUCGAUCUUAGUUCGGGAAAGUGGACGCCCUAUUCGAAUUCCAACAAUCGAGUGAUUGACAAAGCCUAUUGGGCUGGCGAGUCAACGGUGCGCAUAAGUUGUGCUCGGCGUCGCUACCUUAUUACGUUUUCGUGUAUGACACAAGUGAACGAAGAUAGUGAUAAUCGUAGGCCUAUCACCAGGAGCUUCCGAAAAAACGAAGAAACAGCAGAAAAUGUCACGGCCACGGCUGUCGCCAUUCCUGAUACCAACAUGGAUACCGAAGAUGGUAGUAAUGGCAGCGGCGCCACUGUUACUAAUGUCGUAGCUACUUUGCCUGUAAACUCCGAGGAAAAGCGGAACUAUUCGAUUCAAGGACUAGAUCCCAACAUCACACCUAGUAUAGUGCGCGCUUGCGUUAAGCUUUUGGCUAUACCUGUAGAUCGUGAUGCUUUACACGCACUAAUGAAGGUGUGCCUCAGAUUGACGCGCGAUUACAAGAACGCUGAAAUCUUUGUUAAAGAAGGCGGUGUAAAGCUCCUACUCGACAUGACUCAAGUUAGCAGCUUCAUUGGCUCUGUCACCUUAAGCACGUUGUUGAUAAGGCACACUCUCGAGGAACCCCUAACGCUCGGGUUGGCCAUGGAGAAAGUCGUUCGCUCGCGUACUCAAAGCAACAUACCACCGCCGUACAAGGAGAUACUAUUUAUGACACGCCAAAUAAGCAGUGCCGUUUGCCGUAAUCCGGAAGUCUAUCACAAAGUCUGCGAAAACAUCCUUAGAGUGGAUAUCAGCGCGCUCAAGCGGGAUGACGAGGAUAAUCGGCUGAUCGUGAAAGCACUUCCUCAGGCUGUUUCUCCGUCAUUACCUAUGGCUGAAGAAGUAUCAGUGAAUGUUAUUCACGAGCUGUUGAAUGCUCUGAUAAAACCCGUACCGGUAUUGCCGGAAGAUAGCACUACGACUUCACCAGCCUCUAGCAGCCCCGAGAAAAAGAGCAGCGCUGGCGCGACAAGCAGUAAUGCAACCUCUUCUACGAGUACGGCCUCGUCUUCUAGACUCCUACUUAGUAGAGGCAAUGCGACUACUGCUUCGGCUGUUAAUGAUCCUUUGGACGACAAUGAUCAAGUUUCUCAAAUUAUACCUCUAAACAUGUGCACGGAUGUUGGCAACAACAGUAAAAUCGAGUCGGAAGAAUCAAAAAAGCCUCUGCUGCCCAAGUCUGCGAUUCUUAAGAUACUCGCCGAAGCAGUACGUUCGUAUGGCUGUAUUGCUAACCUUAUCACCGAGUACACUUACCGAGCUCGCCAAAGCGAAAUGAUCCAGGAAGACACGACAGCAUUAGCUUUCGUGCUGGACCGCCUGUUGCCAGUCGAGAACGCGAGUGACCGUCAGUGUAGUAGCACGGCUCGGUUGCUCAUUGCUGCACUUGCUUCGUGUAACCACUCGCCCGAGGCUCAAAACACUUUGGUGUCGGAAGUUAAAGCCGCGCUUUUGCGCACCUUAGCGCUGCCAGAAAGCUCGGAAAAGCAUGCUCAGCUUCAGCUGCUCAUUGGACUCAUUUCGACGAUGAUAGACAGUUGUCCGCUCACCACGCAUACGACGAUGCGCGGAUCCCUCAAAGUUAACCAAUACACAAAUGUCAACUACGUUGUUAGAGUAAUGCUGAAGAAGGGCAUCAUCACUGACUUGGCCAAGAUACCCCACAGUCUGGACCUGUCGAGUCCAAACAUGGCCGCCACCAUCAACGCGGCACUUAAACCUUUGGAAACGCUAUCGCGAAUAAUUAACCAACCUGCGGCCGGACCACCCAACAACAGAUUUCCGAAGCCAAAGACCCGAAACACGCAAGAGGAGCCCGUUGGAGAACAAAGUGGUACAACUACCUCUGGCGCGACAAAUGCCGUGGGCGAGGAAACCAACGAGGAUGCGGAGAACACCGAACACGACAUCUCCGUCAACGCGGAAAGUCUCGAGCCGACCUCGGAAAGUCAACAACACGAAGAGGGCGAUGUAGCCGUUCUGGAAGACAUCAUGGAUCAACUGCUCGAAAGUGUCUUAUUUUCCAGGGAUCCCUCCGCCGUGUCGGAAGAACCGACUUCACGAUCACAUCGGCCAAUGGAUAUUGAAGGCGACAGUCUCGUUAUUUCCCGUAUGCGUGACGGCGAAGGUGAUUUCGAUCCCACACGUGAUACUACGGAGGAUUUGAUGAGUUCCGAUUCGGACUCCGAUAGUAAUCCCUCGGAUGAUAACGAGGACGAUGUGCAGGACGACGACGAUGGAGAGGAGGAGGAGGAAGAUGAUGGCGAUGACAACGAUGAAGAAGAGGAUGAAGAGGAAGAGCCAUCGAAUUACGAGGAAGAAGGGAUACAAUUUUACCACGACGUGGGUGAUGAUUUGUUACGGAUGGUGCCUGCAUCUGAUCGUGACAGUAGCAACGUCGUCAUGAUCCAGCACAAUUUUGACAGCCCUGACUUGAACGCUCCAAUGUCUACCUCCAGGCCGAGCUUGGGUUGGAACAGUAAUCCCUCGUUCACAUUAGAUCUUGGUCGAUUGGCAUCUGAUCAGGGUGACCUUCAUUCUCACCCAAGAUUAAUCACGGAGAGCUCUUUGCUUGAUGGCAAUCGUUCCAGAAGGUCCAUGACCGCACGAGGAUAUAGGGUUCACCUUUCCAAUUCCAGACAUUCAAACCCGCCUGUAAUAUUACAAAGAUUACUAGGCCCAGCGGCACAAUCACUUCCACUGGCUGCUAGCCAGAUACUCGCAAGUGUCCGAGAUACUCGAGUCGUCGUCAUGGAUAAUGGACUCGGGAUUAUGACUAAUCAAGAUGACGAGUCGUUUGAUUUGGUGGACCAAUCAGGUUACUUAUUUGGUCCAAGUCUUGCUGCAACUUUGAACAAUAUUCCUACAGCGUUGCAUUGGUGGAUCGAAGAGAGCAGACUGCUAGAUGGAGAUUCUCAACCAGACUGUUGCGUUGGUGUUGUAUACAAGUUGAUUCCUGGUUUGGAGAAACACAGAAAUGCUGAACUAGCAGAGAGAAAAGAGAAGCUUAAGAAACAACAAGAAACUGCUCAAAAAGAAGCGGAGAAAAACAAGGAUGCCAAAACUAGUACUAGCACAAAUACUGCAGAAAAUGAAGCGUCUAACACACCCCCGACAGAGAGUCAAGUAGCCACUCCAUCAACAUCUGUCAAUUCUAGACAACUGAUAGCUGCUGUUGAAGCUGUUGUCGAAGCUGUUCGACAAGAGCUGAAUACCGAUGAAGAACUAAUUGGUGAAAUGGAAGUAGCGGAUGAAGAAGAUCGUCCUGCCCAUCCAAAUGAUGAGCAACCGAAUGAAAAUAGAGAGUCACAAUUAUCUCAAGCAUCGGCACUUAGUGCGGCUACUCACAUUGCUGAAACUUUUGUCAAUUCGGUGCUUUCAUCAGCUGCUUCAGAAGUGUCGAGAAUUCAAAGGCAACAACAACAGCAACAAUCGGACAGACGUCCGGAAGACUCUUUAGUGGCUGAGAAUUCAGAAUCGUGGCCUCCAUCCGAACUUGUUGAUUUUAGUCAGAGCUCAGGUAGCAGUGACACGAUUCGAGGAGAGGGCACGUUACCUAUUGAUUGGAUAAGAAGGUUACUUACUGAAGACAAUGCCGCAGCUAACAAUGAAAGAAAUGCUAAUAUAACGGAUCAAGAAUCAAGUUUGCCUGACCCACCAGUCGCGAAUGCUUCUCAAUCACCUCAGGCAGAACAACAGCAGCCUACCGCUCAACUAGAAGCUCCUCGAGAAGACAAUACUUCUCAGUCGGACACGUUAAACGACGCAGAAACAGUAGGCGAAGUUGCCGUGGCUCCAGCAGUACCCGCGCCGUCUGCAGUGUGUACCUCGGAGCAAGAUCAAGCAUCCGCAUCUGAACCAACAGCGUCGCAAGAAACACCUCAGCAACCACGAGCCUCCCAAUCUCAGGAGCCGUUCUUGGAUGGCGUAGAUCCCUCAUUCUUGGCCGCGCUUCCUGAUGAAAUGCGCGACGAGGUGAUAGCUGAACAACUGCGGCUCCAGCGCAUCAGGCAGAGAGCUCAAACGGCAAUUGUUGAAGAGUUAUCGGGUCCCGCUGAAGUCAACCCCGAAUUCCUCGCUGCUCUGCCACUUGCUAUUCAAGAGGAAGUCCUGGCACAGCAGCGACUUGAACAGCAACGACAUGCUGCCGCCUCUGCGAAUCCUGAGGAUCCCGUUGAUGCCGCUGCAUUCUUCCAAAAUCUGCAACCUUCGCUUCGUCAAGCGAUCCUUACGGAUAUGGAAGAAUCUCAAAUUUCUGUGCUUCCACCAGACCUUGCGCAAGAAGCGCAAAACUUGAGAAGAGAAUGGGAGGCACGUAACAGGCAUAUAAUGCAAGAACGGUUCUUCAGUCACGUAAGUCAAGGCAAUGCCGCGCUCUCGAGCAUUUUAAGGACUUCUGGCAGAGGAAGAGGUCCUCGAUAUGCGAUUCACGCAGUGGGCCAGAGGUCUCAGUGGAGCUCGUACAAUAAUCGGGGUGACGCAGCUUUGAAUUAUCAAGGCGCCGGAGCCAAUAACUUACGAAUGCGAGGAAGGCAGUUACUCGAUCACGAGUCAACGGCUUGUUUGCUCGUAUUAUUGUUCAUCGAUGAGCCAAAAAUCAACACUCUAAGACUUCACAGAGUCAUCAGGAAUCUGUGCUAUCACGGUAGCACUAGGGAAUGGAUCGUCAAAGCGUUGCUUAACAUCAUGGAAAGGAGUAAUGAGGAAAAUAAAGAUGCUUUUGGAGAUUUUAGCGGCAAGCUUAAAAAGAAAGGGACUCCUCAUUCCAGUAUUGAUUACUGUUCACCUAAAGCUAUGGACACGAAGAAUAAUACGCAAUCUUGGCUGAAUAUAAGUAUUGAUGCUGCAUUAGGUUGUAAAGCAAAUGUAUUCCACAUAACAAGACACGGAGGUAAAAAAUCAGAAAGACAAGGUCAUAACAUAACGAUUCAUCCACAAGCUGCUCCUACUGUUUGCAGGCACACGCUUGAGCUUAUGGUAUCUCUUGCAAAGAGCUUCCCGGGAUAUUUCGUUCCAAUAAAAUCGAAAGAAACCGAAGAAAAGGAAAAAGAACCGUUGAUUAAAGAAGAGACAGGUACCAAAUCAAAAAUCGUAGCCAAGCCUGGUAAAAGUGAUGCCCCAGACUUCUGGGACAUGCUGCUGCGUCUCGACGCGUCUAGUGCCUCUAAAAAAGGAAAAUCCGUAGCUCGUACGCACUCGACAACGAAUUUGGGAGCUGAGCUUGAACAAUCGGUUGUGUCGUUUGAGGCAUCCUCUUUCGGUCAAUUGAUCUCAAUGCUCAGUUGGUCGGUGAUAAAACGUAGUAGUCAACUGACGGAUAAGCUCCUACGAUUGUUAUCUUUGAUAUCAAUAGGCCUGACUGAGGUAAAUCCGAGUCGACGACCCGAAUCAACAAACAAAAAUAAAAAAACCGAGAUCAGCAAAGACUCUAGUCUAUCUGCUCCCGAAAGCCACAUUAGACUCGCUGUUAAAGUUCUAACAAGUAAGAGCUGUUCAGAAGAGGGUCUCGAAGAUGCAACCGCUUUAUUACUGAAUCUGUCUCAUUGUCCCGAUCCCACACGACAGCUGAUUUUAAAAUUACUGCUGGAAGGCGCAAUGGAACUAGCAAACAUGGUGUGCGAGCACAUUAAUGACUUGAUGGUGGAACUGCGAGUACUAAAUCGGGAGUACAAGAGGAGAAACUCAUUAAUGGAAGAACAGCAUUCAAGUAACAGUAGUGGAUCGAGUAAAGGCGUACUUCAAGAUAGAUUCACGAAUGACAACGUCGUCAUCGUAGCGUCCACAAAAUUGAAGGCUGGAGGUGAUUUGCAGUUGCCGUCCAUGGGAACGCUUGUCAGUAAAACGUCUAGUCAAGCCUUCUUCCUUCGUAUCCUCAAAGUGAUAGUGCAGAUAAGAGAAGCCGUGCGCCACGCCAACAGUAAGGCAGCCACGGAAACUGCCACCGCGACUACGGCUAAUGUUGAAGCUCCAGCCGUACUAGCCGCAGAUACAGCCAUGGAGACUGCGCCGUUGGGCGGCAGUGCCGAAUCAACUGGUCAUGAGGCUGCUGCUGAUACAGAUGCCAUAGCAAUGGAUACUACCCAGGCGUCAACUCCAACCCUUUCCGCAACUGGUUCACAAUCUACUCCCAUGGAGUCAACGUCGAAGCAAUCAAGUUCGAGCGUCGAGGAUGACAAGUCUUUGCCUCUGCUCAGUGAAAGCUUGGUUCUCGACAACUUAUGGGAGACGUUGAGUGCCUGCCUACUUGAGUUGGAACACACACCCGAUCAUCACGCGGUUCUCGUGUUGCAGCCAGCCGUCGAGGCCUUCUUCCUCGUGCACUCGUCGUCGAGCACAUCACGUGAGCAGAACAACGAUAACAAUACCGAUAGCGUCGAAAUCGCCUCGGAAAUCGCACCAGUCUCGCCCAUUUAUGCGGGUAACAACGUAUCUGGAGCAACUCCAGUAGUAACUGCAACACCAGCAACCGCGACAGACACAGCAGCGGCAACAACAGCUCAGACACAGCAACCAGAGGCUCAGACAACAAACGCGACCGCAAAUGUCAGCAGCGCAGAUGCCGCAGGCGCUGCUGUUGCUCCUUCUUCUCACACGUGGGAUGCCAAUUCGACGACCGUGCACAAGGCCUUACCGCCGGAUCAGCUCAAGUUCCUUAAAUUUGCCGAAACACACAGAACAGUCUUAAAUCAGAUACUUCGGCAAACCACUACUCACUUAGCAGAUGGUCCAUUCUCUGUGCUAGUGGAUCACACGAGGGUUUUAGAUUUCGAUGUCAAGCGACGGUACUUUAGAACCGAAUUAGAACGAAUGGACGAAGGUAUUCGCAGGGAAGAACUUGCCGUUCACGUGCGUCGCAGUUGUGUGUUUGAGGAUUCCUUCAGAGAACUUCACCGAAGAACAGCUGAUGAGUGGAAAAAUCGCUUCUAUAUUGUAUUUGAAGGCGAAGAAGGUCAAGAUGCAGGUGGACUACUGCGGGAGUGGUACGUCAUCAUAUCAAGAGAAAUCUUCAAUCCCAUGUACGCUCUAUUUACUGUUAGCCCUGGUGAUAGAGUGACUUACAUGAUAAACUCCUCCUCUCACUGUAAUCCUAACCAUCUGUGUUACUAUAAAUUUGUCGGUCGGGUAAUUGCCAAGGCCAUUUACGACAAUAAACUGCUCGAAUGCUACUUCACUCGUAGCUUCUACAAACAUAUACUUGGAAUCCUUGUAAAACACACAGACAUGGAAAGCGAGGAUUAUAGUUUCUACCAAGGCCUUGUAUAUUUAACUGAAAAUAAUAUCGUGAACCUAGGCUACGAGCUGACCUUCUCGACUGAGGUAAACGAAUUUGGAGUCAAUGAUAUACGUGAUUUGAUUCCUAAUGGACGAAAUAUUAUUGUCACUGAAGACAACAAACUCGAGUACAUUAGAUUAGUUUGUCAAAUGAAAAUGACUGGAGCCAUUCGUCAACAGCUCACUUCAUUCUUGGAGGGAUUUUACGAUAUUAUUCCUAAACGUCUCAUUUCCAUUUUCAACGAGCAAGAGUUAGAAUUAUUGAUUAGUGGUUUACCAAACGUCGAUAUCGAAGAUCUCAAAGCUAACACGGAAUAUCACAAAUACAGUCCAACAUCGUUACAGAUUCAAUGGUUCUGGCGUGCAUUGCGAGGUUUCGAUCAGGCCGAUAGAGCCAAGUUCUUACAAUUUGUCACUGGAACUUCAAAGGUUCCCCUUCAAGGUUUCGGUGCUCUGGAAGGUAUGAACGGAGUGCAAAAGUUCCAAAUCCAUCGUGAUGACCGAUCUACAGAUCGGCUGCCAUCAGCUCACACAUGUUUCAAUCAACUGGACUUGCCGGUGUAUGAGACUUACGACAAACUGCGCAGUAAUUUGCUGAAGGCUAUCCACGAGUGCAGCGAAGGAUUUGGAUUCGCGUAAAUUUUUACUAAGACAUUUAAGGACAUUUUACGUCGUAAAUUUGUUAUCUGUAAUGUGUUGCCUCUGCCUAUUGGACGAAGUAAAUUAUAUACUUGCGUGCUGUAACAAAUAUGAACUGUGCUUGAUUCUCAAUCGAAUUCUCAAAAAAAAGAAAAAAUUAAUAAAAAAUGGAAGUAAUGUACAUGCAUAUAUAAUCCACACGUGUAUAUACAUAUACUACAAUGUACAUAUAUAUGUAUAUACAUGUGUAAACAUAUAUACGACUACGGUGUAAUUAUUGAAGAUGUCUUUAAAAAAAGGAAGAGAGAGAAAAGAAAAAAAAAAUACUCUACUUAGAGUUUAUUUUAUUGAAAAAUUCUUAAAGGAAAAGAAAGAAUGUGUAUGAAAUACAGAGACAGAGAAAUUCGAGGAACUUAACGAUAAUUCCCUGCAAAACAGAACAGGAGAGAUAAACUAAGUUUAAUCACAUAAGACUAUAAGAUAAGA
Copidosoma floridanum is the source of this 14144-nucleotide messenger RNA. RefSeq names its product HECT, UBA and WWE domain containing E3 ubiquitin protein ligase 1 (gene HUWE1). Gene Ontology annotation, biological process: protein polyubiquitination; ubiquitin-dependent protein catabolic process. Gene Ontology annotation, cellular component: cytoplasm; nucleus. Gene Ontology annotation, molecular function: ubiquitin protein ligase activity; protein binding; zinc ion binding. Lineage: Eukaryota; Metazoa; Arthropoda; Insecta; Hymenoptera; Encyrtidae. The record is from RefSeq and is a predicted model, not a curated record.